GGGGGGCGUGGUCUCGGCCGCGUCGCCGCGCCGCGUGCGGAACCUGCGGCGGCCGUUGGCCGUUGGCGCGGCUUGGGCGGUUGUCUUGGAGAAGCAAGAUGGCGGCGACGGCGGCCGCGGUGGUGCCGGAGGAGGACACGGAGCUGCGGGACCUGCUGGUGCAGACGCUGGAGAACAGCGGGGUUCUGAACCGCAUCAAGGCCGAGCUCCGAGCAGCUGUGUUUUUAGCACUAGAAGAGCAAGAGAAAGUAGAGAACAAAACUCCUCUAGUCAAUGAGAGCCUGAGAAAGUUUUUAAAUACGAAAGAUGGCCGGCUGGCGGCUAGUCUGGUUGCGGAGUUUCUCCAGUUUUUCAAUCUUGACUUCACCUUGGCCGUUUUUCAACCCGAAACCAGCACAUUUCAGAGUCUUGAAGGCCGAGAGAACUUAGCCCGAGAUCUAGGUAUUAUCGAGGCAGAAGGUACUGUGGGCGGACCAUUGUUACUGGAGGUGAUCAGACGUUGUCAGCAGAAGGAGAGAGGGCCACCCAAUGGGGAGGGUGCACUAGAACUGUCUGAUGUUCAUUCUCCACCAAAGUCACCAGAAGGCAAAACCAGCGCUCACAGCAAUCCCAGUAAGAUACCAAGGUAUAAAGGACAAGGUAAGAAGAAGACAAGCGGGCAGAAGUCUGGUGCCAAGAAGGCCGGCAGUGAUACCAGUCAGAGUGACACGAGCGUCUCCUCAUCAGAACCAAAGAGCAGAAGCGGCCUCCACUUGCUGGCCCAUGAAACCAAAAUUGGAUCUUUCUUAAGUAACAAAAGUCUAGAUGUCAAAGACAAAGCUGGUCUUUGUCCGGACGAAGGCGAUACGGAAGGAGAUUCUUUCUUCGACGAUCCCGUUCCUAAACCGGAAAAAACUUACGGUUGGAGAAGUGAACCUGGUAAGCCAGCAGGAAGCCUCGCCUCGCUCUCCGACGCGCCCCCCUUGAAGAGUGGACCCAGCUCGCUCACCGCAGCGGCCUCGUUGAAGGACUCUGAAGGUAAACGAGGAAGCACGGUUUUAAAAGAUCUGAAAUUGGUCAGUGAUAAAAUUGGAUCACUUGGAUUAGGGACCGGAGAGGACGACGACUACGCUGACGACUUCAACAGCACCAGCCACCGCUCAGAGAAGAGUGAGCUCAGUGUCGGGGAAGAGAUUGAGGAGGACCUCUCCGUGGGGAUCGAGGACCUCAACACCAGCGACAAACUUGAUGACCUGACACAGGACCUGACCGUGUCCCAGCUCAGUGACGUUGCCGAUUAUCUGGAAGAUGUUGCAUAGACGAGAAAGAAAGAAGUGUUCUCAUCAACAAAGGACAAAGGACUCUGAUCACUUCCAUUUUUUUCCCUCCAGACAAUCACUCUUUGCUGGAAUGUCUGCUCCCUGUUGGUGCCUUGUGUUUCAAAAAGACUGCAGAUAUUUUUAAAAAUUAAGUUUUCAUUAUACUCAACGAAAGCUUCUUACUUGAGGCCAUUUGUGGAAGAUACACUGUUCUUAAUUUGGUUUGGCUACACAUUUGUCUGUGGAAGUUGAUUACCGACAACUCAGCUUCAUUUCGAGGAGCGAACCCGGGAAACCAUGAGUAUUCUAGCUCCCUGAAAGGUCUCAAUAAAGCUGCAGGCUCCCACAGCUCUGCGUGUGUGUGUGGCUUCAGCAGCCAGGACAAAGCAUACGUGACCGUCGGUGUGGUGUCCCUGGUCGCAGAGCGGCCUGAAGCUUAUUACCGGAAGUGAGAGUUGACACGUCUGCUUUAUUUGGAUUUCCUUCCGUCUGGAAGGGUUGUUAGACCGAUAAGGUUAUAUUAAAUACUCCUGUGUGCGCUAGUGUUGCUUGUUUUGAAGAAAUCUAGGGUCGUUACGACUUUUAAUCCACGAGUUGUCGCCAGCAGCAUCCGUGGUCGCCUCCCCUGUCUGCAGAAGAAGCUGUUGGUCCCCAAACUGUCGUCUUUAUCGUUGUAAUUCACUGGGUGUAAAGAUGCCUGGAAACCAAUUCCAGAACGCAUCUGGAAGCACCGAGAGGGCUUCUCUUUCCGUCUGUGAGUCGGUCGUGUUAAAAUCCGAAUUGGACCUUAACAGUAGUAAUGGCCUAAGACCAUGUCCCGUGGGCCACGCUUUGGGCACCGUCCGUGGCUUCCUCACAGCCCCGUAGGACGAGUCGCCGCUGGCCCGUGGGCAGCCUCAUUCCCGCUUGCUGCUGCCCGUGGGGUCGCUGGCCCUCGCCCCUGGGAGUGAUGCAGACGUGAAGCUGUGAUUGUGCGCCACGUUUGUAUUUUUUAUUUGAAUUAAAUUAUGUUUGUUUUUAUUAAAAGUCACCUUUAUUAAUAAAGAGUAAACUAGACCUA
Messenger RNA from Mustela erminea (ermine), 2358 nucleotides. It is a transcript of the gene CEP43, whose product is annotated as centrosomal protein 43. Gene Ontology annotation, biological process: microtubule anchoring. The transcript is spliced from 13 exons. The coding region runs from base 99 to 1298 and encodes 399 amino acids. Gene Ontology annotation, cellular component: centrosome. The record is from RefSeq and is a predicted model, not a curated record. Lineage: Eukaryota; Metazoa; Chordata; Mammalia; Carnivora; Mustelidae. Gene Ontology annotation, molecular function: protein binding.